Messenger RNA from Candida tropicalis MYA-3404, 1125 nucleotides. It is a transcript of the gene ARC1, whose product is annotated as Arc1p. The transcript has a single exon. The coding region runs from base 1 to 1125 and encodes 374 amino acids. The record is from RefSeq and is a predicted model, not a curated record. Gene Ontology annotation, cellular component: methionyl glutamyl tRNA synthetase complex. Gene Ontology annotation, molecular function: tRNA binding. NCBI's taxonomy places the organism in Eukaryota, Fungi, Ascomycota, Pichiomycetes, Serinales, Debaryomycetaceae.
AUGUCCGACUUUAUCGCAAACUUUUCUAAAGUAUCAUUGGCUGAUAUUUCAAGCGCAGAUUCAAGCAAAUUCCCAGAAUUGAGUGCUGAACAAAAAGCAUUAGGCUCUCAAUUCGAAACUUUGUCCAAGAGACUUGAUGAAAAAGACACUUUAGUCGAAUUAAAUGACUCGUUAAGAUCAAAGACUUUCAUUGCUGGAAAUGUCCCAAGUUCAGCUGAUUUAACUGUUUUUGAAAACGUUUUCCCAUUGGCCUCCAAAUGGACCAGCAAAGACGAUAUUGCCAAAUUCAGACAUAUUCUUAGAUGGGUUGAUUUGGUUCAAAACACUUUGGUUACUGUUCCAGAACCUGUUAAAAUUGAUUACGAUAUUGAUAUCCCAAGAGAAAUCAAAGAAAAGAAGAAGCCAGCAGCUGCUGCAGCUGCUGGUGCCGAAGGUGACAAAGCCGCAAAGGGCAAAAAGAACGACAAGGCUGCUCCAUCCGAAGGUCAAGCCCAAGGUCAAAGAAAAGAAUUGACUGAAGAAGAAAAGAAGGCUAAGGCCGCUGCUAAGGAAGCCAAAAAGGCUGCCAAGGCCAAAGCUAAUGCUGAAAAGAACAAACCUGCUACUACAACCCCACCAAACCCAUCUAUGAUUGAUUUCAGAGUUGGUUUUAUUGAAAAGGCCGAAAAGCACCCAAAUGCCGAUUCCUUAUAUAUGUCCACCAUUAACAUGGGCGAUGAAGAAGGCCCAAGAAUUGUUUGUUCCGGUUUAGUGAAGUACAUCCCAAUUGAAGAAAUGCAAAAGAGAUAUGUUGUUGUUGUUGCUAACUUGAAGCCUGUCACCAUGAGAGGUGUUAAAUCAUGUGCCAUGGUUCUUUGUGCAUCCAAUGAAGAGAAAGUUGAAUUUGUCAACCCACCAGCUGGUUCAAAACCAGGUGACAAGAUCUUCUUCGAAGGUUUCAAUGGUACCCCAGAAAAACAAUUGAACCCUAAGAAGAAGAUUUGGGAAGCUGUGCAACCACAUUUCUCCACCAAUGAAAACUUUGAAGUUACUUACACUGAAGAAGGUAAAGAACCAAAGAAAUUGGUUAACGAAAAGGGCGAAUUAUGUAAAAACACUAGCAUUGUUAAGGCCGAUGUGAAAUAG